Messenger RNA from Clunio marinus, 207 nucleotides. The record is from the annotation of a GenBank genome assembly. NCBI's taxonomy places the organism in Eukaryota, Metazoa, Arthropoda, Insecta, Diptera, Chironomidae.
AUGAAUGAGCUGAUCACAAAGAAGAGCGUUGGAGGUCAGUUCACUGGAAUCAGUUUUUCCUCGUAUGCCUUUGAAACUUCUUCCAAGAAAUUCGCAGGGCAGAUGCAACCGAAUCACAUUCAGCCUCAUAAUCGGAACUCGCGCUUAGGCCUCGGCCUCGGCCUCGCAAAAGCGAUCUGGGGAAAACAAAAGACAGCGAAGAAGUAA